GUAACGUGUUCUGGAAGGCUGGGGGACACCUCACUCCUGAUCGUUUUGUUUUUUUAAUACAAUCUAUGUUAAUAAAUGGUGUUUUUAGUGAACCGUUGACGCGGUGGGCGGCGGCGUAACAUCCAGUUCUUUAAGAAGCGGCGCGUUCUGUUGAGUAAAACAAGGCGGACCUCGUUUCUGUUAGAAAUAAAACCGUUUUUCGGGCUGAUGUUACUCUAAAUCAUAAGGAAACGCCUUUAUAUCAUCACACAAGAUGGAUCUGUGGUUACUUUUUAUAGCGACGCUGUCAGCGGUCCUCUGUGGCAGCCGGGCACAGCAAGAGGGGAGCAUAUGCAUCAAGGCCAACGCGCAGUCGUGUGGGGAAUGCAUCCAGGUCGCCGAGACGUGUGGAUGGUGCGCUGAUGAAAAAUUCCUCACUGUGGGCGAGUCCAAGUCGGCUCGCUGUGACGAUCUGGAGUCCCUGAAGAAGAGGAAUUGUGCCGUGACCAAAAUUGAGAACCCACGCGGAAGCAUUACAGUCGACAAGAACAAGACGGUCACCAACCGCAACAAGGACACGGCCGAGAAACUGAAGGCUGAGGAGAUCACCCAGAUCCAGCCCCAGAAACUCACCCUGACACUCCGAUCUGGUGAGCCUCAGACUUUUAAGCUGAAAUUCAAGCGUGCUGAGGACUACCCCAUUGACCUCUAUUACCUUAUGGACCUCUCCUACUCCAUGAAAGACGAUCUGGAAAACGUCAAGAACCUCGGCACCGACCUCAUGAAGGAAAUGCAGAAGAUUACCUCAGAUUUCCGGAUUGGUUUCGGCUCCUUCGUGGAGAAGACGGUCAUGCCUUACAUCAGCACCACGCCAGCCAGGCUCCUCAACCCCUGCACGGGGAGCCUGAACUGCACCAGCCCCUUCAGCUACAAGAACGUCCUGAAGCUGACGGACAAGGGAAGCGAGUUCAACACCCUGGUCAGUGAGCAGCAGAUCUCAGGGAACCUGGACUCUCCGGAGGGGGGCUUCGAUGCCAUCAUGCAGGUGGCGGUCUGUGAGGACCAAAUCGGCUGGAGGAACGUGACUCGUCUGCUGGUGUUCUCCACCGAUGCCGGCUUCCACUUCGCCGGAGACGGCAAACUGGGCGGCAUCGUCCUUCCCAACGAUGGCAAAUGCCACCUGGAGAACAACAUGUACACCAUGAGCCACUACUAUGACUAUCCCUCCAUCGCACAUUUGGUUCAGAAACUGAGCGAUCACAACAUCCAGACCAUCUUUGCUGUCACUGAGGAAUUUCAGCCUGUUUACAAGGAGUUGAAAAAUCUCAUUCCUAAAUCAGCCGUUGGCACGCUUUCCUCCAACUCCAGCAACGUCAUCAAACUCAUUAUUGAUGCUUACAACUCUUUGUCAUCUGAGGUCAUUCUGGAAAACGGCAGGCUGCCAGAGGGAGUCUCCAUCACCUACAAGUCCAUCUGUAAGAACGGUGUGGAGGGAACGGGGGAGAACGGCAGGAAGUGCUCCAACAUCUCCAUCGGAGACGAGGUGUUCUUCCACAUUUCCAUUGGGACCCAGAAGUGUCCAUCGCACGGCAAGCCUGAGGUCAUUAAGAUCAAACCCCUGGGCUUCACCGAGGAGGUGGAGGUCGUCCUGAACUUCAUCUGCGACUGUCAGUGCGCCGCUGAAGGAGAGCCCAACAGCCAGCAAUGCCACAACGGGACCUUUGAGUGCGGAUCCUGCAAGUGUAACGAGGGACGUAUCGGGCGUCUUUGCGAGUGUAGCAGAGACGAGGUGCGGACGGAGGACCUGGAUGCCAACUGCCGAAAAGACAACGGUACGGACAUCUGCAGCAACACCGGCGACUGUGUGUGCGGCACCUGCGAAUGCAAGAAGCGUGAGAAUCCCACAGAGAUCUACAGCGGCAAGUUCUGCGAGUGCGACAACUUCAACUGUGACCGCUCCAACAACAAGCUCUGCGGAGGACACGGCCGCUGUGAGUGCAGGAAGUGCAUCUGCGACGCCAACUACACAGGCAGCGCCUGCGACUGCUCCCUGGAGACCGCCACCUGCCUCGCCAAGAACGGGCAGAUCUGCAACGGCCGCGGUAAUUGUGAAUGUGGGAUCUGCAAAUGCACCGACCCCAAAUUCCAGGGUCCAACCUGCGAGAUCUGCCCCACCUGCCCCGGCGUCUGCGCUGAGCACAAAGAUUGUGUGCAGUGCCGAGCGUUCGAGUCCGGCGAGAAGAAGGACACGUGUGAGCUACAAUGCAGCUCUUUCCAGCUGAUCAAGGUGAAGGAUCGCGACAAGCUGCCCCAGCCGACCGACCAGAGCUUCCCGCUGACCCACUGCAAAGAGCGAGACGCCAACGACUGCUGGUUCUACUACACCUACGCCGUCAGGAACGACACCAAGGAGGUGUACGUGGUGGAGACGCUGGAGUGCCCGGCAGGACCCGACAUCAUCCCCAUCGUGGCAGGCGUGGUGGCCGGCAUCGUGCUGAUCGGCCUCGCCCUGCUGCUCAUCUGGAAGCUGCUCAUGAUCAUCCACGACCGCCGAGAGUUCGCCAAGUUCGAGAAGGAGAAGAUGAACGCCAAGUGGGACACGGGGGAGAAUCCGAUCUACAAAAGUGCCGUAACAACCGUCGUCAAUCCAAAGUACGAGGGCAAAUGAUGGAGCUUCGCCCUCCUUGUGACAACACUGUAUGGAAAAGAAUCUGGGC
Molecule: messenger RNA, 2696 nt
Organism: Anoplopoma fimbria (sablefish)
Lineage: Eukaryota; Metazoa; Chordata; Actinopteri; Perciformes; Anoplopomatidae
Product: integrin beta-1-like
Exons: 16
Coding region: 254-2647 (797 amino acids)
Biological process (GO): integrin-mediated signaling pathway; cell adhesion mediated by integrin; cell migration
Cellular component (GO): focal adhesion; integrin complex; cell surface
Molecular function (GO): C-X3-C chemokine binding; collagen binding involved in cell-matrix adhesion; integrin binding
Source: RefSeq, a predicted model, not a curated record